AUGGGGACCUCUAAUUUCAGGUACACCCUUGAAAUCAAGGCAGUUUCGUGUGACGAGAUGUAUGUGGAUUUUACGAAGUUACUGAAUGAGAUGCGUAUUGGCGACGUAACGGCUUUCGCUGAGCAUCUACGUACAGAGAUAAAAUUGGAAACUGGUUGCACCGCUUCUGUUGGAAUAGGAAAAAACACUCUCAUAGCUCGCCUGGCAACACGCCAUGCUAAACCCGAUGGUGUUCGAUACGUGCCUGCACUUGAAUCAGAUUUUUUUGUAGCCAAUGAAAAAGUGAAGAAUUUGCCUGGGUUGGGACAUCAUACGUAUUCCAAGCUUAUCAGCAAUUUCGGUAAGCAACGCAUCUGUUAGCA
Strongylus vulgaris is the source of this 362-nucleotide messenger RNA. The record is from the annotation of a GenBank genome assembly. NCBI's taxonomy places the organism in Eukaryota, Metazoa, Nematoda, Chromadorea, Rhabditida, Strongylidae.